UUUUUUUUUUUUUAUUUUUUUCAUCAAUUAAGAUGAGAGCAAUAGGUUGUACUUAUUCACCACGUUUAGAGGCCAUUUUAUCAUCACCAUCCUACUUGGCUGCUUUUGAAGUUUUCUUGAAAAAAAAUCAAGCUCAUGAAAAUUUAUUAUUUCUUGAAGCUUUAUCUCGUCUUAAUUGUCAACAGAAUUUAUCCAAUAUUGAAGCUGCUGUAGAAAGAAUUUUGAAAACUUUUAUAGUCAAGAAUGCUUCCAUGGAGAUCAACAUUACUUGUCGUGAAGCUACCGAAAAAGCUUAUGAAUCUUCUCGAUUUACAGUACUCAAUGCCAAAAACGCUCUCAAGAUCUUUGAAGAAGCGAAACUAGAAGUAUGCCAAUUAUUGGAAGCAAAGACCGAAGAAUUCAAACGUAUUCAUAACAUGUCAAUCUCAAACGUUGAACAACAGCCACGGAACUGUCAAAAACGAGUAGUGAUUAUUGGUGGAGGAUUUGUGGGUUUCACGGUUGCCUCCAUUUUGGAUCCGAUGUCCCGCUUUCAUGUUACACUUAUUGAUGCUAAAGACUCAUUUGAAUAUACACCUGGGAUGAUCAAGAUGCUAGUCCGACCAGAAGAUGCCUCUUCGUUACGGGUACGUCAUGAAUCUUAUGUUAAGAAUGGUCGCGUGAUGAUUGGUAUUGCUGACCGAUUAGAAAAUGAUGCUACGAUGGUCCAUGUGAACGGUGAAUCUAUCCCUUUUGAUUAUCUGGUCAUUGCUACUGGAAGUUCUUAUCAAUCCAAAUUGAAAUCAUUUGAUAUCUCUGCUUUGUAUAGAAUGACGGAUUUGGGCAAGGAAUAUCUUGAACUGAAAAGUGCUAAAGAUAUCUUGAUUAUUGGUGGUGGACUUGUGGGCUGUGAACUUGCUGCUGAAAUAGCUUUACAUAAAUUUCCAGAUGGUUGUCCAAAGAAGAAAUCUGUGACUAUUGUAGAAUCUCAUUCAAGUUUGGUUCGUCGAUCAAGUCCCUCAACGCAAAAGAAAGCUUUGGAAUACCUACAAAACAUUGGUGUGAACGUGAUAUGCAACGAGAAAAUAGUCGAUUUUGAUUCUGGAGAAGACAACAUCUUUCUUGGAUCGAGUGGGCGUCGAUUUAGUGGUUUUGACAAGAUUUAUUUGGCCACUGGAACAUCACCGUGUAGUCAAUUGUUGAAAGCAUCUGAUAUAAGUUGUAACCUAGAUUUUACUGUGGACAAUUGGGAUCGAAUCCGCGUCAAGCCAACCCUGCAAUUGGAUCAUCCAAAAUAUUCAACUAUUUUUGCCGGUGGUGAUGUGACCAAUGUCAAAGAAGAAAAAACAGGUUAUUCUGCUACUUUGGCUGGUGUAUGUAUUGCAAGAAAUAUCUGUCGAAUGGAAAAAGGAAAACGACCAUUGAAACAAGGUACUGGAGGCACUUUAUCAGCACCAAUGGUUCCAUUACAUGGUAAAGAAGAUCAAGGUGGCAUUGGAAGACAACAAUUAUCAUCAUGGAAAAAAUCUUUUUCCUUUCUGAAUCCAACCUGGGCGGCGCUCAAAUACUUUGAUGAACAAGAGUUUAUACGAAUCGUAGCAGGUGAAACAAAGAUUCGACAAAGACCUAUCGGACGAUUACCAACUCCACUGAAUGAUACUACGGAAAACCAUACUAAUUCUUUUAGAUUUUAUCAUCGUCAUGGCAACCAUCAUGUCGACGCGGAUACACAUCAAGGUUCAACAACAAACUUAUCAGGGGUAGAUGUCCUCUCAUCAGCUGCGGAUGGUGAUUCUGCGGUUGAUCUACAAAAUGGGACCUCAUCAUCGCUCAAUUGUGGAAUAGAAUCCUUGGAUCAGGCAUCAAUAUCAGGUGUUAGCAAAUCAUUGUCUUCGGAAAGUCUUUAUGCACGAUCGGUCAACGAAUUUCAAGCUGUCAAACAUCCAAGAAGUCAACCUCCUCGAAAUCCAAGUACAACUUCAAGACAUCAAGCAUCAUCAGAUCAUCUUAAUGAGUUUUAAUAUAUAAUUUCAUUUUUUUAUUAGAUUUAGACUUUAUUCCCCCCCCACCAUAUUAUCAAUUUGUAUGUUUAUCAUUUUGUAGAAAGAACAAUAAAAAGUAUGUCAUUUUUAUCAACA
Halteromyces radiatus is the source of this 2117-nucleotide messenger RNA. RefSeq lists its product as uncharacterized. The record is from RefSeq and is a predicted model, not a curated record. The transcript is spliced from 10 exons. NCBI's taxonomy places the organism in Eukaryota, Fungi, Mucoromycota, Mucoromycetes, Mucorales, Cunninghamellaceae. The coding region runs from base 33 to 2000 and encodes 655 amino acids. Gene Ontology annotation, cellular component: cytoplasm. Gene Ontology annotation, molecular function: electron-transferring-flavoprotein dehydrogenase activity; flavin adenine dinucleotide binding.